AUGACGUACUUCGACGACUCGCAAGCGACCAUGAUACUAUCGUGGCUUCCGAUUGGUUUAGAUCGGAGUUCUAUAGUGUUCUCCAAUUGGUUGACUCUUGAGCUUCAAUUGAAUUCCAAUAUUCUGCGUGACUAUGGCAACAACACUUAUCUGCAGAGUCUGUCCAGUUUUAUGAGACCCGUUCUUCAAGAUUCAAGUAGAAGUCGUUGGAUAAGAUGUUGGAGAGCUGUUAGCGAUGGAUGGGAUGUGUAUUCAACAUUCCACCCCCAGUGUGACAACAAAGGACCGACAGUUACCAUUGUUCGUGUUGGUAGUUACAUCUUUGGUGGCUAUUCUGAUGCAUCAUGGGACAGUUCAAACACCUACGCGUACUCCAGCAAAGCUUUCCUGUUCUCACUGUACAAUACACGUGGCUUCAAACCUAUCAAGUUACCUCUUGUUAGACAUCAACAGACUGCUAUAUAUAGAGUUAGAAGUUUUGGCCCUGUAUUCGGUUUACUUGACAUGUACAUAUCUAACCAUGCAUCGAGUAACGCUUACAGUCAUUUUCGAGUGUACUCAUACAAAGUCCCGCCUGGCUGCAGGUACAGUAGUUACUGCUCGUUCUACACAGGCAACACUCACUUUAAACCGAGUGACAUCGAAGUUUUCUAUGAAACAACCAUCUAGUAAUCAAACGUUUUUAAACCUAGAAGCCCAAGAAACCCUUAAGUUCUCAAAACUUGAAGCAUUAAUUUUUCAGUAGAGAAACAAAGAAAUAUUCCAUUUUGUAAUGGCGUAGGACCCUACAAUAUGCGAUAUUUGUGAAUAGUUGAUUUUUAUAAUUGAUUAUAAUAAUGUUCUCAUUUGUUAAAAAAGGGUCUGGUAAGUUAUAAUAGUGUUAAUUACAUGGUUUAUGAAGUUAUUGCAAACAAUAAACAU
Messenger RNA from Exaiptasia diaphana, 921 nucleotides. Its product is annotated as TLD domain-containing protein 1. The record is from RefSeq and is a predicted model, not a curated record. The coding region runs from base 1 to 669 and encodes 222 amino acids. The transcript has 3 exons. Lineage: Eukaryota; Metazoa; Cnidaria; Anthozoa; Actiniaria; Aiptasiidae.